AAAAAAACACACCUUCAAACGUUUAGAAUGUCUGACGAGAACUUUGUUCACGACAUUGCAGUCGAUAUUUCAAGAGCUUUGAAUUUAACAAACCCUAAUGAUUUAAUUGCUAAAAAAGUCAUUCAAUUUGCAGAAACCAACAAAGAUUUCGAAAAAUUCAGUAAAGUAUGUGGCACAUUUGGUCGAUUCAGUCGCGAAUUCUUGGCCGACACAUUCACUAAAAUUAAAAAUGAAAAACAACGAGCCAAAUAUGCACCCAAACAAUCGGCUGAUCCCAUUCCAGAGGCAAACCACAAUGAAGUGUUAGUUUUGAGUAAUCAAUUACCAGGUGGACUUUUGACAAAGAAUAAAUCAGCCGCUGCGGAUCAGGAUCGUCCGAUUUUCAAAGUACCUGCCUUACCAAAUAAAUCAUUGCUCGGUCUGGAUGAAUUAGCUCGUAAAAAACGUGAAGCCGCAAAAGAGCAACAAGAACAACAACCCGUCGAGAAAAAGGUUAGAAUGAAUUGGGACGACGAUCAGGAGAAAGAAGAGGAAACGAAUGCCGACAGAAUCGAAAGACAUCGCCCCAACUAUCGUUCACAAAGAAUGGAAACACCUUCCCAUGGCGGAGGCAUUUCGGAUUCAGCUUUAAGGAGAAUGGAAGACAUGAAGAGAAAGGACAGAAAUAGAGGAACAACUCAUUAUGACAGAGAUAGUCGUCACAACGACAGAAGGGAUGAUGAUAGAAGAGGUAGAGACGACAGAUAUCGCAGGGAUGAUAGAAGAGACGACCGAAGAGAUGAUAGAAGAAAUGACCGUGAUAGUUCGAGAACCCCAUCAUCUAGAGAAGGAUCAGAAACACCAGGUAGACGCGGUGGUUUGAUCAAACGUAGUCAAUGGACCAGUAUGACUCCAAGUAACGAAGGAUCCUUUACUCCUCGCAUGUCCUCAGGUAACAUGACGCCGGGUAGACAUGACAGUGGUAUCAGACAAUCCACAGGUGCAGCUACAGCUGCCGCCAAAAGAACCUGGGAUUAUAUGACACCCGCAGUACGUUCAACUGCAUACGACGAAGUUGCUUUAGAAUACCCCGAAGAAUUUGCAGGCGACGAUAUCGAUAGACAGAGAUGGGAAGAGGAGCAAGCUCAGUUAGAUCGUGAAUGGUAUCAAAUGGAAGACAAUGGUAUUGUGGAUGAAACGCAUAAUGCUUUUACGGAAUAUGAAGAUCACGAUAGACACAAGGAAGAAGAAUUAGCACAAAAGCAAUUAAAGAAAUUAUCAGCACGUCAAGCACAAUACAACAGAGAUACAGACAUGUGGGAAGCAAGUCGUAUGUUGAGUUCUGGUGUAGCUCAACGAAUUGAGGUGGAUACCGAUUUUGACGAAGAAAACGAGAACCGUGUUCAUUUAUUAGUUCAUGAUAUUAAACCUCCAUUUUUGGAUGGCCGUAUGGUGUUUACAAAACAAUUGGAGGCUGUACAACAUGUUAGAGAUCCUACCUCCGAUAUGGCCAUUAUUUCUCGUAAAGGUAGUAGACUUGUCAGAGAAAAGAGAGAGCAAGCCGAACGUGCCAAGGCCAGUAAAUUUGAUCUUGCCGGUACAACCUUGGGUAAUGUCAUGGGUGUCAAGGGCAAAAAGGAAGAAGAAUCAGCGGCUGAUGAUGGUAAGGGCGACUCUAAAUUCGCUUCUCAUUUGAAGAGUACGGAAGCAGCUAGUGAUUUUGCUCGUUCAAGAACAAUGAGAGAACAACGUGAAUUCUUACCAGUAUUUGCUGUCCGUGAAGAAUUAUUAAAAGUCGUGCGUGAUAAUCAAGUCGUGAUUAUUGUGGGUGAAACCGGUUCUGGUAAGACUACUCAAUUAACCCAAUACCUUCAUGAAGAUGGUUAUACCAAGUACGGUAAAGUGAGUUGUACCCAACCUCGUCGUGUGGCUGCCAUGUCUGUUGCCAAGCGUGUUGCUGAAGAAAUGAACUGUGAGUUGGGUGAUACUGUUGGUUAUACUAUUCGUUUUGAAGAUCAAACCUCUGAAAAUACCGUCAUUCGUUACAUGACAGAUGGUAUUUUGUUGCGUGAAUCAAUGAGUGCUCCCGACCUUGAGCAAUAUAGUGCUAUUAUUAUGGAUGAAGCGCAUGAGCGUGCCCUGAAUACAGAUGUUUUGAUGGGUCUUUUGAAGAAAUUACUUGCUCGUAGAAGAGAUUUGAAAUUGAUUGUGACGUCCGCCACUAUGAAUGCCGAUCGUUUCUCCCAGUUUUUUGGUAACGCACCAUGUUUCUUUAUCCCUGGUCGUACUUUCCCAGUAGAUGUCAUGUUCAGUAAAACCUCUUGUGAAGAUUAUGUCGAUAGCGCCGUCAAACAAACGUUGGCUAUUCAUUUAUCUCAACCGGCUGGUGAUAUUUUAAUUUUCAUGACUGGUCAAGAGGAUAUUGAAGCAACUUGUUCCGCACUAGCAGAACGUUUGGAACAACUAGAUAACCCACCGCCGAUGGCAAUUUUACCUAUUUAUUCACAAUUACCUGCUGAUCUUCAAGCGAAAAUUUUCCAAAGGUCUGAGAAUAAUGCUCGAAAAGUAAUUGUAGCUACCAACAUUGCUGAAACUUCACUGACUGUAGAUGGUAUCAUCUAUGUUGUUGAUACUGGAUAUUGUAAGCUCAAAGUGUAUAAUCCUCGUAUUGGUAUGGAUGCAUUGCAAGUGACUCCUAUCAGUCAAGCCAACGGUAAUCAACGUAGUGGUCGUGCUGGUCGUACAGGACCUGGUGUUGCCUAUCGUUUAUAUACCGAGGAUGCUUUCCGAAAUGAAAUGUUUGUUAAUACGAUUCCUGAAAUUCAACGUACGAAUCUUGCGGCUGUCGUGUUACAAUUAAAGUCUUUGGGUGUGAAAAAUUUGCUAGAAUUUGAUUUUAUGGAUCCUCCUCCACAAGAAAAUAUCUUGAAUUCUAUGUAUCAACUUUGGAUCAUUAACGCUUUUGAUAAUACGGGUGAAUUAACAGACGCUGGACAAAAAAUGAAUGAGUUCCCCUUGGAUCCUUCAUUAGCGAAAAUGUUGAUUGCUGCUCAUGAACAAGAUUGUACUGCUGAAGUUUUGACAAUUGUCUCUAUGUUAUCUGUGCCUUCAGUGUUUUAUAGACCCAAAGAACGUAUGGAAGAAUCCGAUGCUGCUAGAGAAAAGUUUUUUGUACCUGAAAGUGAUCAUUUAACGUUACUUCAUGUCUACACUCAAUGGAAGAUCAACCAUUAUCGUGAUGAUUGGUGUACCAAACAUUUCGUUCAUCCCAAGGCCAUGCGUAAAGCCAGAGAAGUACGAUCUCAAUUAAUGGAUAUCAUGAAGACCAUCAAGAUGCCCUAUAUCUCUUGUGGAACUGAUUGGGAUGUUGUUCGUAAAUGUAUUUGUUCCGCCUAUUUCCAUCAAGCCGCCAGAUUGAAGGGUAUUGGAGAGUACGUGAAUUGUAGAAGUGGUAUGAAGGUGCAUCUUCAUCCUACCAGUGCCUUAUUCGGUGCAGGUUUUACACCUGAUUAUGUCGUAUACCAUGAACUUGUCUUGACAUCUAAAGAAUAUAUGCAGUGCGUUACUUCAGUCGAUCCUUUCUGGUUGGCCGAAUUGGGCCCCAUGUUCUUUUCCAUUCGUGAUCGUGAUAGAAAUUAUGGACAUAAGGAAAAGCGUAUGGCUAACAUUGCCACUGAAUCUCGCUUGAAUAUGGAGAUGGAAAUGAAAUUAGCUCGUGAACGGGAGGAACAAGUAGAAGCAAAAGAACGUCAAAGUAGACAAAACACGGCUAGAGCUGGUCGUAUUGCUACUCCUGGUGCCAGAGAUAUGCGUACACCAAGAAGAAGAGGGUUGGGAUUAUAGUUGUUAAUUAUAUUUUCUUUUUCAAUAAAAUUUUGUCAGUAAACACUGUGAUACCAAACCUGAUCGAGUAUGUCACCCUCAAUAAAUAAAGCUUAAUU
Molecule: messenger RNA, 3920 nt
Organism: Mucor mucedo
Lineage: Eukaryota; Fungi; Mucoromycota; Mucoromycetes; Mucorales; Mucoraceae
Product: P-loop containing nucleoside triphosphate hydrolase protein
Exons: 9
Coding region: 28-3822 (1264 amino acids)
Biological process (GO): mRNA splicing, via spliceosome
Cellular component (GO): intracellular anatomical structure; spliceosomal complex
Molecular function (GO): ATP binding; RNA binding
Source: RefSeq, a predicted model, not a curated record